Messenger RNA from Linum trigynum, 1541 nucleotides. The record is from the annotation of a GenBank genome assembly. Lineage: Eukaryota; Viridiplantae; Streptophyta; Magnoliopsida; Malpighiales; Linaceae.
AUUGAAGAAACGAGGAACCCUAAAAACUGGAUCGAUUCCUCUUCCAUCUGCCUCUGCUUGCAAUCGGGGCGAAAGCAGAAAUUUCCACUUUCCCGCCGGUGGUGACUGGUCGGAGAGUUGAGGGAUUGGGUGCAGGCCAGUAACCAACAGUUCCAGGUCCUCGACUCCACAGCCUCUUUCCCGGGAAACAGUUUCCGAGUGCAGUUCAAGAUAUAAGCCUUACUUCCCAUCUUGAGUCAAUUUCAACGUCGUUUAGGAUCGUCAGCUGGUCGCCCGUGGCGAUGAUCGAGGUACUUCUUAUUCUUUUGCGGGCAUGGCUGUCUUGAUGAUUGUGGAUUAUGUAAAGUAGCCAUCUUUACGUUCUGUCUUUAACUGCUGCAAAAUGUAAAGUCUGUCAUAACUGACUUAGCGACUUGGGUUGUCAAAUUUGAAUCCCAGGUUCGAUGAAGAUUAUCGAGUUUAAGAGUCCAGUUUGUUAUUCGCAGCUACGACUUUGUUUUUGCUUUCACUUUAGAUCUCUUUUAUUCAGAAUUCUCCUCUUGAAGCAUGUCAUAUGGUAUAUAUGAAGUGUGUUUUCAAAUUUGCUCAUUGGUUUUGCUUUGCAGCUAGGAGAUGAUGGCCAAAACAGUGAGCAACUUCUCGAGGAUUGCGGAAAUGGACUCGACGUUGAUGACAAUGAUCUUGAAAUUGAGGCUGACGACCUUGAAAUUGCUGAGACGCCACCCUUGAUAUGGAUCCCCAUGACCUUGCUAUUGAGGAGAGCACUCUUGAUAUCGAGGGCAAUGAUCUCGAGAUGGAAGAGACAAACAUUGUGGUAUAAGAGAACAACCCUGAGAUAGAAGUCGAUGAAGGUAAUGAACUCGAGUAAAAUUGUGAGCGAAUGCUCGAAUUUGAAGAACAUGGUCAUACCAGUGAUGAUAUGACAGCCCCUGAUGCUGAAAAUGGUGAACCUCAGGGAAUUGUCUACCUUGCACCUGUUCUGGGGAUGGAGUUCGAUUCAUACGAGGAUGAAUACGAACUACUUCACUGGGGGCAGAUAGAUUUCAAGGUUUCUGAGUUGUUUCGCCUAACUUCUACGAUACCGGGCUUCUCCUGGCAGUUGAAAGUUGGCUUCUUUGAACGAGGCCUUCGGUUUCCUAUUUAACUGUUUUGCAGAUAAAAUCGAAAGUGCAAGCUUGCUUCUAAGUUGACUGGGCACCAUACCAAGAACUUCUUCAUCUUCAAAGUCUUACUUUUGAUUCUUGUACUAAAAAUCCCUUAUGCUGCAAAAUUUAAGUGUGGGGUUCGUUGAUUUUAUCUCUGUAAUGCUACAUUGUUUGCUCCAAUCACGCAGUCACAGUUAGCAUAGGCUCUCAGAAACGAAUGAUCGGAUUAAUAUACAAGUCUGUACUGCAUUCCAAUUUAGUUGAUUCGAUGUAGUCCUGAAUGCGUCGCCAUUCAAGUAUCUCCAACUGUUUACUGAUACAGGCAUACAGCAGCUAAGUAGUAACGAACAAGUGAUGGUCAUGUUGUUGUCCAAUGAUUAAAUUCUUGCGUUGAAA